Eufriesea mexicana is the source of this 393-nucleotide messenger RNA. RefSeq names its product balbiani ring protein 1-like. The record is from RefSeq and is a predicted model, not a curated record. The transcript has 3 exons. Lineage: Eukaryota; Metazoa; Arthropoda; Insecta; Hymenoptera; Apidae. Bases 1 to 393 code for a protein of 130 amino acids.
AUGAAUCGUAAGCACGUCGUUAGGAAACACAAUGGUGACGUGAUGAUUCAACGUGAUCAUGAUAAUUGUUUAAACGAGACUGCUGAGCAAUUAAACAGCGUAAUGGAAAACAAAAUGUCAAGAAACACUAAACCAAGUAAACCAAGUAAACCAAGUAAACCAAGUAAACCAAGUAAACCAAGUAAACCAAGUAAACCAAGUAAACCAAGUAAACCAAGUAAACCAAGUAAACCAAGUAAACCAAGUAAACCAAGUAAACCAAGUAAACCAAGUAAACCAAGUAAACCAAGUAAACCAAGUAAACCAAGUAAACCAAGUAAACCAAGUAAACCAAGUAAACCAAGUAAACCAAGUAAACCAAGUAAACCAAGUAAACCAAAUUUAUAUUAUUAA